CUCAGCUAUAUCCGGUUUUCAUCUUAGACCUGUCAGACUACCUGGUACCUGCACGUACCUCCUACACUACAGCAGCCUCUCGCUCUCACCUGCAGCAUGAAGCAAAAGAUCGUGAUCAAGGUGCACAUGAUGUGCGACAAAAGCCGGUCCAAAGCCCUGGGAUUGGUUGCCUCGAAACACGGGGUGGAGAGUGUGGGGAUAGAAGGCGACGACAGGGACCGGCUGGCGGUGGUCGGCGACGGGCUGGACGCCGCCAACCUGAUGGCAUGCCUGAGAAAGAAGGUGGCGUACGCGGAGAUCGUGACAGUGGAGGUGGUCGGUGCAGAUGAGAAGAAGCCGGAGGCGGAGACCACCGAGGAUCCGUUCUGGCAGCAGUGGUAUCACCCAGGAUGCAACUCCUGGCCGGCAGUACCAUACUCUUACCCCGAUGGCCAUUGCUACCAUUACCGCAUGUAAACUCGUGUAUGUGUGCCGCAUCAUCGAAUCGAUCGUUGUAUCUCAUGUUACGACAGUACUAGAGACGGCUGAAACAAUAGAGCGAACUUAUGUACAUAGGGUUUUGUAUGAAUGUGAUGAUC
Messenger RNA from Lolium perenne, 578 nucleotides. NCBI's taxonomy places the organism in Eukaryota, Viridiplantae, Streptophyta, Magnoliopsida, Poales, Poaceae. The record is from RefSeq and is a predicted model, not a curated record.